UGGAAUGAUGUUGUCGACAAAUGGAGUGGAACUGAAUCAGGGCCCAAUUGCCUUUAAGGACGUGGCUGUCAAUUUCUCCCUGGAGGAGUGGGUUCUCUUGAAUCCUGAUCAGAGAGUCUUGCACACACAGAUCAUGGAGGAGAUUCGUGGGAUUUUAGACUCUCUUGAAAAUGUCCAGCAAGAAAAGCCAUCAGGAGCAUUUCAUCGUAAAAGGAAGUUGCAGCAUUGCAAAGAAGAUGAAAAUCAAUCUAAAGCAUUGCAAAUGACCUCACCAUCAUGUGCAACAAGAAACACAGAGCCAACUAAAUUGACUGAAUCAGAUCAUGACGAUAACGACAAGAUACCAAUAUCUGAGCUUCCACCUGGACCAUCAGCAAGUCAAGACCAUCUUACAGUGACCACAGCAACACCAUUAGCACCUUCAAUUAUUGACCUAACUGGGACCGACACCGAAGAUGUGGAUGAUGAUUUAUUAGGAGAUGCAGUCCUGCCAUCUAGUCCGCAAACCAUUGAAACUGAAUUAAGCAUAGACCCAUUAUCGAUUUCAGAUGAUUGUGGAGAGUGGCCAUCUAAAAUAAAUGAUGUGGUACGGAAAAUACUUGUGAAACGAGGACCUCAGCAAGUCACUGACAAAGAUUUUCCUCGGGACGCUAAGCGUAGGAGAUUUACCUCAAAACAUUAUACAAGGGAGCUGCGCAACGGAAAGAAAGUCAACAGGAUUUGGCUACUAUAUUCUAAAUUGAAAAAUGCAGUUUUUUGUUUUGCUUGCAGAGUUUUUGGAAACGCGAAUUGUCAUCUUGCUAGUAGCCAAGGCUAUUCUGACUGGCAGAACUUGUCCAGGUUUUUGAUUAGUCAUGAGAAAUCCCAUACUCAUAUUACAAACUGUACAUCUUGGCAUGAACUCUCUGCACGUUUACGUUUAAACGAAACUAUUGAUGCUGAACAUGAAAGGCUUAUUCAUGCUGAAACUGAACAUUGGCAUCAAGUUCUGAAACGCUUACUAUGUGUAGUACAGUUUUUGGGGACUCAAGGAUUGGCAUUUCGGGGGGAAAAAGAUGCUCUAUUUGAACGUAAUAAUGGCAACUUUUUAAAAAUGGUAGAACAUAUAGCAAAGUUUGAUGCUUUUAUGGCUGAACAUCUGAGAAGAAUCACUUCCAAAGAAACACGCGUUCACUAUUUGAGCCAAAAUGUCCAGAACGAGUUUGUUAGUUUCUUGUCAGCCAAGAUCCAAGGUAAUAUUUUACAACAAUUACAUCAGGCAAAAUAUUAUUCUAUUAGAUUAGACUGCAUUCCCGAUGUUAGCCACACCGAACAAAUGACGUUGGUGGUAAAAUUCGUAAAAAUUGAAGCAAAUGAAGAUGUCUCAAUUAAGGAACAUUUUUUAGGCUUUGUUCCUAUUACCCAUUCUUCAGGUGAAGGUCUCACAGAAAUUUUACUCAAAGAGUUAGAGGCACGAGGCAUUCCUUUAAAAACCAUGAGAGGCCAGGGCUAUGACAAUGCUUCUGCAAUGAAGGGAAAGCAUGUUGGAGUCCAGAAGAGGAUCCUUGAGUUAAAUCCUAGAGCCUUUUAUGUACCAUGUGGAAACCACUCCCUGAACCUGGUCUUAAAUGAUGCAGCUCUGUCUUGCAGCGUUGCAGUAGACUGUUUCAGCACCAUACAAGAAAUCUUUAACUUUUUUUCAAGUUCUACUGAAAGAUGGAGUAUUUUGUCAAAGCAUGUUUCAAUUCUCAAAGUCAAACCACUCUGCAAUACUAGGUGGGAAAGUAAAAUCGAGGCAUUGUUACCUUUGAGGUUCCACAUUGAAGAAGUAUAUGAUGCCUUAUAUGAAGCUUCUCAAGAGCAGAAAUUUGGUGCAUUUGGUAGGAACACUGCUAUCACGCUUCUAAAGAAACUGAAAAGCUUCAAGUUUCUAUGCUGUUUAGUGACAUGGCAUGAGAUCCUACAUAAGAUAAAUAUGGUGAGUAAACGGUUGCAAAAAGUCACAAAUAAUCUUCAAAGUUCUAUGGAUCUUAUUAAGAGUGUACAAUCAUUUCUAGAAAAGAUGAGAUCUGAUGAAGGUCUAAAUAGUGUCAUUAAAGAUGCAAAGGAACUUGCAGAAAAAAUUGAUGUUGCUGCUGACUUUGAAAAAGAAACGCUAGUUCAACCAAGAAAAGUAAACGAGAGUGAAGAUGAAGCUGCACAUUCCAAUGAGAGUGAAGAUGAAGCUGCACAUUCCAGUAAGAGUGAAGAUGAAGCUGCACAUUCCAGUGAGAGUGAAGAUGAAGCUGCACAUUCCAGUGAGAGUGAAGAUGAAGCUGCACAUUCCAAUGAGAGUGAAGAUGAAGCCGUGCAUUCUGAUAAAGAUUUUUUUAAAGUCAACUUCUUCUUUGUUGUGCUUGACACAGCAAUAUCCUUAUUAAAGGAGAGAUGUGAGCUAAUGGAAAACCAUAGUGAAAGUUUCAAAUUUCUGUUUGACAUUUCAAGGCUUGGGAAAAGUUUGAAUGAAACAGAAUUGAAGAAUGACUGUCAACAUCUUCAAACUGCUUUGAGCGACGGAGAAGACUGCGAUGUGAAUGGUGAUGAUCUGUUUGAUGAGCUACAAAUAUUUGCACCUAUGCUGCCCCCUGGAAGCAACCCAGCUGAAGCCUUGUCUUUCCUAACCAAACGUGGUUAUGUGGAUACUUUCCCAAAUGUUUAUAUUGCAUUGAGAAUUCUGUUAACACUUCCAGUAUCCAUGGCUAGCGAUGAAAUGAGUUUUUCAAAAUUAAAACAUAUAAAAACAUAUUUAAAAUCCUCUUCGGGCCAAGAGUGCGUGAGUGAACUAGCAACCUUGGCCAUUGAAAAAGACUUGUUGGAUGAAAUGGAAACAGACUUACUAGUACGCGAGUUUUCAAAAUGGAAAGCUAGAAAAAUCUUUUUUUAAUUUUAAAGGUGUUCAAGUUAAUUUGUGUUAAGGCAAACGGGAUGUUAAAAUAUCCACUCAAGUGAAGGGGCCAGAGGCUAGCUAUGUUGCCACACUUAUUGCCCUGGGCCAGGCUGGCGUGGCACUUCUGAAGGACAAGAGUUUGCUUCCUUCAAAAGGAGGUGUCUAUUCUCAUGGGGCUGCAUUCUCCAAAACAAAACUGAUUGACAGACGCAACAAGCAUGCGAUUGAGUUGUCUGUUAUUAGCAAGCCCAAAGUCUGAAAAAUUUUCUGAAGACACAGCAUGAUCAGGAAACCUUUGUGUAGUACUUGUAGACCAAAAAUAAAAACAAAACUUAAAAUUGUUGCUAAGUUUAAAAAAAUGUUUGCACUCUUAAAAAAAAGUUAAUGUUGUUAAUUCUAUGUAAUGUAACUAUAUGAACAUAAUGAUGUAAAUAAACUUCUGGUUUGUAAGGUAA
Molecule: messenger RNA, 3360 nt
Organism: Anolis carolinensis (green anole)
Lineage: Eukaryota; Metazoa; Chordata; Lepidosauria; Squamata; Anolidae
Product: zinc finger MYM-type protein 1
Exons: 4
Coding region: 5-2902 (965 amino acids)
Biological process (GO): regulation of DNA-templated transcription
Molecular function (GO): protein dimerization activity
Source: RefSeq, a predicted model, not a curated record